Strongyloides ratti is the source of this 735-nucleotide messenger RNA. Its product is annotated as ShKT domain-containing protein. The record is from RefSeq and is a predicted model, not a curated record. Lineage: Eukaryota; Metazoa; Nematoda; Chromadorea; Rhabditida; Strongyloididae. The coding region runs from base 1 to 735 and encodes 244 amino acids. The transcript has a single exon.
AUGAAUCUUAGAUACAUUCUUAUUUCAACUAUCCUUAUCAUUAACAUCAACAAAAGUUUUGGUGUUGAAGUAGGUUAUGGAGAAACUUGUGAUGGUGUAGCAACAACCUGUGCCACAGGAUAUUUUUGUGCACCAUGGGGGCAAGCUGCACCAAAUAAUGGUAAUACUUGUGCUAAAGAAUGUACAACUGCUGAUCAAGAUAUUCAAUGUGGUAAAGGAAAUCUUUGUGAAAGUUUAACAGCUGGUUCAACUGACACAGUCUGUAAAAGUGUUCUCGCUUCAUUGACUUCAACUCCAUGUACUGCAACAACUGUUUGUAAUGCUGAUACAGAAAUUUGUAAUGAAUUUACAUUAAAAUGUGAACCAAAACCAUCAACAUCAACAUAUCCAACAACCGUUUCUGACUCAUAUUCAUCAACAAUUAAUGAUAGUCUUUCAAAAACUACCAAACAAUAUGGUAACAAUAUAACUCCUGAACCAUGUGUUGAUUUAAUUAUCGGUGGUCCAAAUGAUUGUAAUGCUUUAGCACCAUACUGUAAUAAUGACAUUUACAAAGAUUUAAUGAAAGCUAAAUGUUCAAAAACUUGUGGAUAUUGUACACCAAUUGGAAAUGUUUCUGGUGGUGGAUGUAGAGAUAUUAAUUCUGAUUGUUAUAGAAAACAAUACUUAUGUAAAAAUACUAUUUAUAGAGAUUUGAUGAAACGUGAAUGUCCUAUGACAUGUGGAUACUGUUAA